Ostrea edulis (European flat oyster) is the source of this 5722-nucleotide messenger RNA. RefSeq lists its product as uncharacterized. The transcript is spliced from 3 exons. The record is from RefSeq and is a predicted model, not a curated record. NCBI's taxonomy places the organism in Eukaryota, Metazoa, Mollusca, Bivalvia, Ostreida, Ostreidae. Gene Ontology annotation, molecular function: protein binding.
UCAACGGUCUUCAUAAAACAUAAGUAUGAAUAGCAGGAAUCGGUGAUAGGGUUCAGUACAUAAGAUCAUACGUUCCAUUUGUAUAGGAAGGUUAACGGUAUUGAAAAUGGAAAAUUCUAUCGAAGAAAAUAACUUUCUUAUUCUGAUACAAGCUCUAAAGUUUGUUACUGACGGACUUAAAGAAUACACGAUCCAGGGAUUGGAUGACCUGUACAACAGACUGAAGAGAAGGGUUUCAGCUAGUGGCCCGUGUACUCAGCAGUGCAACAGGAACCACAGGGACGCCACAAGGUGGUGUCAGACCUGCCAAAACUGGAAGAAAGAGCUGGAAAAGUACAUGAGAUCUGCUAAAUUGAAGAACAAUACGAAAUGGCACAACGUUGAAAUAUCUUACUUUUCAGGGGUUGAUACAGCAAAAGCCAAGGAUGAACUAUUCCGUGUGUUUAUCCAAGGACAGGGAUCUUUGCCAGUAACGUUUGACAUUCAGACAAUGUUAUCGUUAUUUCAAAACUGCAAAUAUUUUGAUAUCGGAGACGAUAUAUUACUCUUGACUUCCAUUAGAAGAGUACGAAAUUAUGAUUUUGCCCAUACAGAAGAUUUCAAAUUAACCAACAAGCAGUUAAAGAAAGACAUUAAUUCACUAUGUAAAUUGUUUCGCCAUCCUUCGAUAUGUAGAUACCCAAGUGCGUCGGACAUAUUAUCAAAGCUACGAAGACUUCAAAAAAAUGAUAUAAUAUUAAUCCAAAGUGAAACACGUCGGUUUUUCAUUGAUAUCAAAGAAAACUUCAUUACAAAUGAGUCCUUGAAGACGCUAACAUGCUCAUUCCAUGACCAGGAAACAGGAAUACAGUAUACAACUUCCCUUCUCAAAAGAUCGAUUAUGGCGGGAUUUUUGCUUUUAUCUAUUUUCUAUGGAUGUUGGGAAAUCUACAAUCAUCCAGAAAUGAGAGCUACAGAGAAAGGAGGGGCAUGCAAAGUAAUGGAGUACAAAGAACCAUUCCAGCUGAACUUUGACUUCGAGUUUUACCGAUCUCAACAUGGACCACUUAUUGGACGCCAGUGGCUGUUGAAUGACCUUGACUACCUAAUGCACUCAACAACCAGAGGUGUUCUGUUGGUCGCCGAAACGGGAUAUGGAAAAUCUGCGAUAGUGUCUCACCUUAUUUGUCAGAAUGAUAGACUUCUUCCUGGAAACUGGAUAUACGAGCGAAUUGUAUCUUAUCAUCUGUGCAGACUUGAUUCUAAAAGAAGUCUUUCUCCAGGAUUGUUUGUAAAAAAUUUGGCGGGAAGCUUCUCAAGUCACAUUGAAAAUGUCCAUGAUACUUUGAAGGGAAAUUCGUUUUAUGAAGCCUACUUUAAACAAGGUGAAUGUCUAAAAGAUCCCGAGGGGUGUUUUGAUUUUUUAAUCAUACAAUCGCUUACACAUCUCCAACAAAAGCAAUCAAUUUAUAUCAUUGUAAUCGAUGCUUUAGAUGAAUGCACAGCUAAAUCGGGCCUGAAUAUACCUACCCUUCUAGAAAGGCGAAUGAAAAGAUUACCGUCUUUCAUUAAAUUUUUAAUUACCACGAGGAAUACAACAUCCAUAACUUUGAAAAUGCGAUCUUUACUCCAUGUUUACGAGUUAGAUAGUCAAAGCCCUAAUAAUGCAAAAGACAUACAAAUGGUCAUGCGGCACAAAGUUGAUAAGAUUUCAAGAUACAAGUUUGACAAUCUGAGGACAAAAUUCAAAACUUCUAACAUAACACUGAUGGUUUCCUCAGCCUCUAAAUAUGCAAAACAUAAUAUGCUUUAUCUACAUUACGCAUUUGAAGUUUGGAUUCAAAAUGAGUCUGUACCUUUAUCUGAAACACCAUCUACGUUUGAAGAAUUUUUCCAGUACAACUUAGAGAGGAUAUUUGGAGAGAAUGACGAAUUUGAUAAGAUCAGAGGUAUAUUUGAAGUGUUGUGUGCUGCAGAAGAACCCAUUUCUGACAGGGAAAUUUUCCGUAUAGCAAAUAUUUCAAAGGAAAAUCGAAUUCAAAGCUGGAAGUUAUUUGGAAAUGAAAUGAGUCACUUCAUAAAGCAUAGCGAUGGGAAGAUUUCUAUAGCUCAUGUAAAGCUAUCACAAUUUUUGACCGACAUGUGACAAAAAUAUGGAAAAUUCUACGUUUCGGAGCAGGAGGGAAACCUCAAAUUUGCUACUUUUUGGUUGAGUAAAGUCGAACAACAGAUGUCAUUCCACAAUAUAGAUAUUGUCCAACUUGCCUUAUAUGUUGCAAGAUCGAAGAACAAAUUACAGGAAAAGAAGUUUUUGUAUUACGGCAAAAGAGUUAGAAAAGAAUUUGACAACGAAUUUUUUUUGCAUCGUGCAGCCUUGUCAAUUAAUUCCUAUCGGGCCAUGGUCUUGCUGAUAGAAAUUUCUGGUCGAGACAUUGAGAAAAGAGAUAAUACUGGAAACUUCUCUUCAGCGUACUUGGCGUCAGCUUUUGGAAACCACAGAAGCUUAGAUGCACUGCUCCAGCACGGCGCUAAUAUUCAUUUUGUUAGAAAAGGCACUGAAAUUGUGAAAACGUCCAUUGGAGUCGAAGAAUUCUGUAAGAAAUUUGCUCAUUGGGAAUAUAGUCUUCUCAACAUUGCUUCACAAAAUGGUCAUUUGGACGUAGUUUCAACAUUAUUGAAACGUGGAGUCAAUAUAUCAUAUAAAAACUCUUUGGGAUUAAAUUCUUUUCAUCUGGCAGCAGAAUAUGGUCAUAUAGAGGUAGUUAGAUUAUUCCUCCGAGACUUUAAAGAUACUUUUUAUUCUAGUCUUGAUCAUUCACUUUACCUUUCUGCAAAAAAUGGUCAUUACAGCAUAGUGGAAUUACUUCUCCAUCAUGGUGGUGUCGAUAGAUGUCUUCCUUGCAAUAUGUCUCAAUUUUGGACUGAAUUUCACGAAACUAGACUUCAAAUCAUAGAUAACAUGGACGAUUUGCAAAAUGUAAACUAUGUCUUCAAAGAUGACAGACGCUUCAUAAGAUGUGAAACUGCGCUAGAAGUAUCAAUACAAAAUGGUCAUGACGAGAUUGUGAAACUUUUGACCGACAAAUUUCCCAGUGGAUUGAAGUGUAGAGAAUCUGGGGGACGAAGACCUCUAUUCACAGCCAUAAUAUUUAGGCGAUAUAAAACCUUGAAACAAAUUUUGCUUCAUGGAAAUGCUAGCAAUAUUACUUGCUUGUUUAACCGAAAUCGUUGGAAAAAACUUGAUCUAAAUGAAAAGGAGCGUAAUGAAUAUUUAGAAAACCAAUGUCCUUUCAAUUUUACCAUUUCCCAUUUUGCUGUUAUGUACGGGAAUUUCAAAACAAUAAAACUUUUGCAAACCUACGGUUUCAUCAAUUGGUCUGAAAGGAACCUAAAUGGUGAUACGCCAUUACAUGUAGCCUCAUGCAGAGGUCACAUCAAGACAAUAAAGUUGUAUGAGCAAAAUCAUGAAGGUGAAUUAUCAAUUGUCAGAGCCAGGAACGGGUCGACACUUAUGCAUUCAGCAGCUACAUGUCACAGAUAUAGACUGUUAUCCUAUUUGUUGGAGAAACAACACGAUCAUGUUUUUGACGACAUGAAAAUGGGAAUUUCUCAUUAUUUAGCAAAGACUGGGUCACAUGGAGUAAAAGAAAGGAACGGGUUAUUAAACAUUGAAGAUAAUGUGAAAGAGAGAAUUAUCAGGGAAAUUUUUCUUGUGGAUGUUUACAACAGAACACCGUUACAUUAUGCUGCAGUUCAUGGAAAUGUGGAUUAUCUCUCGUUUUUAAUUUCAUUGGGUUUAGAACACACUGCAUGGACGCGCAUCUUAAAUAUGGCGGAUUACUCAAGCAGAAUCAUCAUUGAGCUAGCUUUUGCAAAUGCCCUAUUGUAUGGUGCACGUAAAACGAUGAAAUAUGAAUCAGUAAGCAUAAAGCCUCAUGAGAAAUUCAUUGACAUUCUGCUGGGAAAUGUUAUACCUUCAAGAUAUUACGUGCAGAAAAAUUACCAUAGAUUUGUUGGAGCGACAGCCGAAAAAAAUAGUUUUUAUAUCAUGGGUACUCUUCGCCAUUUUGUUCAGUCUAAUAAUUAUCCAACACUGAAAGUUUGGAAUCAUCUUCUGUCGCACGAUGUGAUAAAUCCAAUUAUGUUUAGCUUUAUUCCGAAGUUACAAUACAUAUGUCAUCGCGAUAAAAACAAUAUUCUGCAUAAAAUUAUCCAGGAUGAAAAAAGAACAUUAUGGAUACAUGAAGAAGCAUUUUUUAAGUUCGACAAAUUAUUUCUAUUAGACUGGAAAAAUAUAAUUAAGUGUUUAGAUAAGAAUGGUCACAAUGUAUUACACAGGGCAAUAAUGGGAGGUAACUAUGCUGCAUUUAUCUAUCUUCUGAACAAGGGAGUUUCUUUUAAUGGAGAUUCCAGGGAUGGAAUAAAUUUGUUACAGUUGGUUGUAGAAAGUGCUCCAGCAUUUGAAAAUGAAGCUGUAAAGUUUCGUUUUAUAUCCUCUGGACUUGGAAAUCAUACUGUACGAAGGGAAAUUGCAUGGAGUUUGGAUGCGAUAUACGAUGAAGUCUAUAAUUAUAACAGAAUUGCAGAGGUAAUUCUAAGAAAAUCUCCCAGAUUUGAUAUUAACAGAGAAUUCUUCUGUAGGAAACAAGGGAAAAAUUUAAGCUUUGUUCAUCUGAUUGCUGCAAAGGGACUUACAAGUGUGAUAUCUGAAAUCAAACAUAGAUUUGGGGAUGACACAUUAGAAUGCAAGAAUGAAAAUAAAAUAACUUCUUCCCAAAUACUUUAUUUCUUUGGGCACACGGUCAAAGCAAUGGUGUAUUCACACCAUCAUGGUAGUAUGCUUUUAGAGAACUGGAAUGCAUUUAUUGCACUAGUUAUGAAGUAUAUGUUUGAUUACAAGACGUUUGUAUAUCCUAAACGCUCAGUGGCCAGAAAAUGCAACGGUGUAAUGCGAAACUGGAGAAAUAUUGAGAGAAUGCACCUUUGUACUGACAAACUGAAGGCGGAAGUAUUGAAGCUUUUUCAGCAAUACGUCAAAUGGAACGGUGUGAAAUCUGGAGAUGAUUUUAUCAAUGAAUUGAAACACAUAGAAUUUCAUAAAAUAUAUUCAACGACUGAAAUAGAACAUAAAAGGAAAUGGUUCGAAAGAUAUCUACACAAAGUGUCCCAAAGUUUGCAAAGUCGAAAUCAAAAUGUACGUGAACGUAUAAAGGCUUUGCAAAUUUUGCAAAACUCCUUGCGGAAAAGUGACUGUUUAAAAUUAAAAUUAACGUCUCGGAACACAAGUUUAGCAUGUCUAGAACGACUUCACCAGAUACAUAGUAAGAAGGUAAUGACUAAACACGAGUACCAAGAGAUGAGCAUUCGUUUGUCUUUUCUUUCUUUUUUUUUAUACGAAGGAGAUAUGCCAAUGCCUUUUCAUGAGUACAAAAUAGAAUAUCAACCCGAUUUCUUCAUCAUGUUUCUUAGUCUUUGUACACUGCAUUCUGAACUGCAUUUUGGAUUUCAAAGUACACCACAGUUCGAUUUUUGGAAUGUCCUCAAAUUACCAAAGAAUAAUGCGUUCAGUAUUAUGGUACAAAAAAUUAGCAGCUCUACAGUUGAUGAUAUUAGUUCAUGGAGGAGCUGUUAUAGAUCCUUUACUGGUCAGGCUUACAAAAAUGUAAAAAUCCUUCAAAACACGUCAUACGUUCAGAACUAUCUUAAGAAAUAUGAAAAUAUCAUAGGUAUACCCAAUGAAUGA